Molecule: messenger RNA, 1153 nt
Organism: Austrofundulus limnaeus
Lineage: Eukaryota; Metazoa; Chordata; Actinopteri; Cyprinodontiformes; Rivulidae
Product: adhesion G protein-coupled receptor E2
Exons: 12
Coding region: 125-1153 (342 amino acids)
Biological process (GO): adenylate cyclase-activating G protein-coupled receptor signaling pathway
Cellular component (GO): plasma membrane
Molecular function (GO): calcium ion binding; G protein-coupled receptor activity
Source: RefSeq, a predicted model, not a curated record
GUCCAACCCAUGCAAAGAUAUUGAUGAGUGUCUUGAAAAUAUCUGUGGUGAGAAUGGAGACUGUACCAACCAGAUAGGAAGUUACAGCUGUGACUGCCACAAAAACUACUAUAAUGCACCACAUAUGGUUCCUGUUUGCCAAGAUAUCGAUGAGUGCAAUGAACCUGAUGCCUGUGGUGAACUAACUCUGUGUAUGAACGCACCGGGAGGUUUUUUUUGCUCGUGCUCUGAUGGAUUCUUUCCGUCAACUGGAGUUGUGUGGAAAAUAGGGGUCACGUUUUGUAAAGAUCUUCAGCUGAUUAUGGAUGAGAUAACUCCACCUGAGGGGCAGACAAAACAGAGAACAUUUUUAAUCAACCUGGACGAACAGCUGAAAAAUAACAAAGGCAUCGUCUUGGCAGAAGAGAUUGUAGCAAAUGGCUUCUCUGUAUCAAUGGAGGUGGCAGGUGUUGGACCCCGUGCACCAUCAACACAGGUGAGGAGUGAAGGAGACGCAGAAACUGGCAAUCUGAUCCUGAGCAUCGCGGACCGCUUGGUCUCUGCGAUGGUGGAGCCGGGUCAGAACCAAGCCAAGAAAACUCUAAAGACUCCAACAGUGGAUUUGGUUCUUGAAACGAUCAAGUCUGGAAACAACAGAUCAGAAAGCUUCGACCUCUCAUCCGGAAAAAACUCCAUGGAGAUCAACUUGGAAGCUAUAGCCAAAGUGAAUAACGGCUCUGCCUCCGCUGCCUUUGUCACAUUGACYGGGAUGGAGCUUCUUCUCAGCCACCAGUACUUUGGAACAGAGAACAGGACAGAGAUGCUGUCUGAUGUGAUCACCGCUGUUCUGCCCUCGAUGAACAACACCAACCUGACAGAACCUGUCAAUUUCACCAUCUAUCACAAAAAGACGUUACCUGAGUCUGGAUUGGUGACCUGUGUGUAUUGGGUGGAACAAACGGAAGAAGACAUUUUGAACAAAGUAAAUAUGAAGACCACUGGGUGGUCAGUGGAGGGCUGUUGGGUUGCAUCCACUAAUGAAAACUACACCGUGUGCAGCUGCUCUCACCUUUCCACAUUUGCCCUCAUUCUUCAAAUAGGAGAGCCUCCACCAGACAGCUCCUUUUUAGACUGGUUAAACAGAAUCUGUGUGGKUCUGGAACCCCAAGAUUAA